This is a messenger RNA of Closterium sp. NIES-67, 706 nucleotides long. Lineage: Eukaryota; Viridiplantae; Streptophyta; Zygnematophyceae; Desmidiales; Closteriaceae. The record is from the annotation of a GenBank genome assembly.
CCAGGCCUUGGAGAAAAUGCUCACGUAUUUCUACUCCAGCACCGAUGACCUCAACGUGGCCACAUUCUUGGAUCCGGCACUGAAGCGAGUGUGGUUUGAGCGGCCUAUGGUGGAGGGGAGCACUAGGGUGGUGGAGGAGUUGGAUGCCGGCGAGGUGGAGCAGUUGAUCUCAUCGGUGCAGGACGAGAUCCAGCAGUACCUGUCACUCCCCUUGGCGGAACUGCACGACUGCCCCUUGCAGUUCUGGAAGGUCCACCAGGAGCUUCCAGCGCUACAGCGCAUGGCUCGGGAUUACCUCGCCAUCCCGGCCACCUCUGCCCCCUGCGAGCGCCUGUUCUCACAGGGCCGCAACCUCAUCCACUGGCAGCGCUACCGCUUGGGUGCGGAGCGAAUCCGUGCUUGCAUGAUGCUGAAGUCAUGGAUUGCCUCUCACCCUGGACAGCGACUUGAUGGCGCGGUAGCAGCCGAAGAUGUCGAGACGGCCGACGAGGCGUGGGAGCUGGGCCUUGAGAUAGGUCCAGGGCUUUGAGGGCUACCUACCGUGCUGCUGGGGGGUUCGGGAACUGAUAGGACAUCACCUUAUUUAUAUUGACAACGUGCUGGACCGAUGAUGACUAUGCUUCAUGCUCGCUUCCUCCCUUUCCCUCCCUCAUCCCCCCCCCCUUUGAACCCCCCUCCCUCCUUUCCCGCACCCUCAUACUUUUCA